This is a messenger RNA of Torulaspora globosa, 1413 nucleotides long. RefSeq names its product snoRNA-binding rRNA-processing protein ENP1 (gene ENP1). NCBI's taxonomy places the organism in Eukaryota, Fungi, Ascomycota, Saccharomycetes, Saccharomycetales, Saccharomycetaceae. Bases 1 to 1413 code for a protein of 470 amino acids. The record is from RefSeq and is a predicted model, not a curated record. Gene Ontology annotation, cellular component: nucleolus; preribosome, small subunit precursor; cytoplasm. Gene Ontology annotation, biological process: rRNA processing. Gene Ontology annotation, molecular function: snoRNA binding. The transcript has a single exon.
AUGGGAAAAGCAUCAGGUUCGAAAUUGAGAAAGCAGAGGCACGAUCCGCUGUUGAAAGAUCUGGAUUCGGCACAGGGUAGUUUGAAAAAGGUGCCUAGGAAGAAGACAGGCCGGCAGGAUGAGGCGGAGGAUGAGGGAUUCGUUGACUCGAAAUCUUCUAGAAAGAUUCUACAGCUUGCAAAGGAGCAGCAGGACGAGAUCUCGAAGGAGGAGGAAGCAGAAGCAGAACUGGCGAGACAUGAGUCAGAGAGGUUCAAAACUAUAGCAUAUGACAAGGAGGAGGAGGAGGAGGACGCUGAUGAAGACGCAGGUGAUAUUUCUGACUUUGAACCGGAAGGCGAAGACGUUGAAGAAGAAAUAGAGGAAGUCGAUAUCGAUGAGGAGGACGCUGCAGUGUUUGAGCAGUAUCUGAGAGGCUCUGAAGGCUAUAACUCUCUGGGUGGCAGUUAUAAUUUGGCAGAUAAGAUCAUGGCAACCAUCAAGGAGAAAGAAAUGGAGCACGAAAAUGAAGUGAUGGCUGAAGAUAGAGAGGCGCGUGAUUACGAAGCACCAAGAGGUGAAGGUGUGGCCCUUCCUGAGAAAGUUAUCAGAGCUUACACCACUGUGGGUACAAUCUUGCAGACGUGGACCCAUGGUAAGCUUCCAAAACUGUUCAAAGUUAUACCAUCGCUGAGGAAUUGGCAGGACGUCCUAUACGUUACCAAUCCAGAGCAAUGGUCUCCACAUGUCGUCUACGAGGCUACAAAGCUUUUCGUAUCCAACAUGACUGCCAAAGAAGCCCAGAAGUUUGUCAAUCUUGUCCUUUACGAACGCUUCCGCGAGAACAUCGAGACCAACGAAGAUCACUCGUUGAACUAUCAUAUCUACAGAGCUCUCAAGAAAUCACUGUAUAAGCCUAGCGCUUUUUUCAAAGGCUUCCUUUUCCCAUUGGUCGAACAGGGCUGCAAUGUGCGCGAGGCAACCAUAGCUGGCAGUGUGCUGGCAAAAGUUUCCGUGCCUGUUCUACAUUCUUCAGCGGCUUUGAGUUACCUGUUGAAGCUACCGUUCUCGCCAGCCACAACGGUAUUCAUAAAAGUUCUGCUGGAUAAAAAGUACGCUCUGCCAUACCAGACCGUUGACGAAUGUGUUUACUACUUUAUGAGCUUCAGAACACUGGCGGAUGGCAGCAACGGAGAGAAUGCGGUUGCAGUGCUGCCUGUGGUAUGGCACAAAGCAUUCCUAGCGUUUGCUCAAAGGUACAAGAAUGAUAUCACUCAGGAUCAAAGAGAUUUCUUGCUUGAGACCGUUCGUCAAAGAGGUCACAAGGACAUUGGGCCGGAGAUCAGAAGGGAAUUACUCGCUGGAGAAAGUAGAGAGUUCGUUGGCGAGUCAGGGGAAGUCAAUGACAAUGACUUGAUGAUCGACGUCAAGUAA